AUGGCCAAACUAUACUAUUUUGAUGGUCGUGGAAGAGGAGAAAUUGUAAGACUGGCUCUAGCGGCAGCCGACAUACCGUUUGAAGAGGAAUUGCUGCGGAAACGCGAUGACUUUUUAAAGCUUGUUGAUGAAGGGCGGCUGCUGUUUCAUCAGAUCCCUUUGCUAGAAAUAGAUGGCAAGAAUAUUGUACAAGUUAAUGCAAUUGUGCAUUACAUUGCAAAAAAGGCUGGACUUUAUGGGAAAAACCUGGAUGAAGAAGUUUUAAUUGACCAAUAUUAUGAGGGGGCUCGAGAUUUCAUGUUUGCUUUCCUUCCGAUUGGCUUUGCGCCAGAAAAAGAUGUCUUGGAAGGACCAGCCAAGAAAGCUCUAUCAAAAUAUUUGCCAAUAUUUGAAAAGAUUGCAAGUGAGAAUGGGUCAGGCUUUUUAGUUGGCAAAACUUUAUCUAUGGCUGAUGUCAGUUUACUGGAAGUCCUGCUUACAGCUGUUGAAUACUUGGGCAUAGAAGUGUUGGAACCUUAUCCAGCUGUUCAUAAACUCUACAAUGGAGUCUCUUCUAUUAAACAAAUUGCUGCUUUUCUCAAAGGACCGCAGAGGAAGAGGAAGAAUGAUGAACGCUACGUUGGGGAUGUAAAACACAUUCUGCAGUGGGAGUAA
This is a messenger RNA of Candidula unifasciata, 654 nucleotides long. The record is from the annotation of a GenBank genome assembly. Lineage: Eukaryota; Metazoa; Mollusca; Gastropoda; Stylommatophora; Geomitridae.